Messenger RNA from Trypanosoma theileri, 1983 nucleotides. RefSeq names its product proton-dependent oligopeptide transporter, POT family. Gene Ontology annotation, biological process: transmembrane transport. Lineage: Eukaryota; Euglenozoa; Kinetoplastea; Trypanosomatida; Trypanosomatidae. Gene Ontology annotation, cellular component: membrane. The record is from RefSeq and is a predicted model, not a curated record. Gene Ontology annotation, molecular function: transmembrane transporter activity. The coding region runs from base 1 to 1983 and encodes 660 amino acids. The transcript has a single exon.
AUGUUGCUUGGGUUUCCAUUUGAUGUGUGGGUUGUGAUGGCUGUAGAAUUUACAGAGCGUUUAGCGUACUACGGCACAUCUUUUAUGCUAAUGACGUAUUGUACCAGUAUGCUGCGCUGGUCCCCCAGUGUUGGGAAUGCGGUAGUGAAUGGCCUUUAUACUCUUACCCCAGUAGCCGCCUGUAUUUCUUCUGGAUUGGCAGAUGGAAGAUGGGGACGCAGAUAUUCAUUAGUUGUAUUUCUUUCCAUUUAUGCGGUAGGACUUUCACUUCUUGCCCUUUCAUCGUUUCCAUUUAUGUAUGGAGAUUUUCCACUUUUUCCAUCUGUAGAAAGUAUUUUCUUUUUUUUAUUGGGUUUAUUAUUAUUUUCCUCCGGUUAUGGUGGGAUGAAGGUGUGUACAAAUCCAAUCAUGGCGGAUAGUGUAGCGGAAUUAUAUAAAGAUAAUGAGGGAAAAUGUGCGGAAAUGCUUUCACGACUUUUUCGAUGGAUCUAUUCUGUUACAAAUUGUGGUUCACUUGUUGGUAUCUUUGUUCCUCCAUUACUUCGUGGUCUUGAAAAACGAAAAACUUCUAUUGGUUCUAUUACAUAUACGACAGGUUAUUAUUAUGGAUUUUUACUUUCAGCAGCUUCUUGUAUAUUAGGACUAAUUUUAAUGAUAAUUAUGUAUCGAAUAUUUAAAACAAGUAAACAGGUUCCUUCCUUUUUACUUGGACGUAUUUUAUUAAGAUCUAUUCGUAUACGUUGGUAUUUUGCUACUGGAUAUAUUCAAGAUGAUGUCUUUUUGCGUGUUCAUAAAUGGGAUUUGCUAGAUUACGCUGCUUAUCCUCUUAAUAGAGAAGUUUCUUCUUCUUCUUCUUUAGGUCAUGGUACUACUUCUUCUUCAUCUGAAGCUAUGCGUCCUAUAUUUAAAGAUGGCACAGGUUUAUCAGAAACUUUAUGGAAACCAACAGAAGAAGAAAAAAAUGAAAGUAGUAUAAAACAUAAAAAUGUAGUACCAGAUAAUAAUAAAAAACAAGAAGAAUCAAAAAAUGGUUUUAAUAAUUCUCCUGAUGUUCAUGAUUCUACAUUAAAUCCUAUUGGAGAAAAUUUUUCAGAACCACUUAGUUUAAGUAUUGUUGAAGAUGCAAAAAAAGUUGUUGCUGUAUGUCGUGCUUUUAUUGCUUUACCUGUAUAUUGGUUAAUUACGAAUCAAUUUAGUUCAAAUUUAAUUCUACAAGCUGCAGCAUUAAAUCUUCCACAUUAUAUCCCUCCAGAAGUAUUUAAUAAUGUAAGCGUUUUUGCUCUUCUUAUCUCUUUAUUGCUAUUGGAUCGUAUUAUAUUUCCUUAUAUGUAUCAUGGGCGUUCCCCACCGAUGCGGGGACGUGCCGUAUGUGGAUUUUUAAUAAUGAUUAUUUCUAUGAUAUGGUGCGGUUUUGUUCAAAUAGGUAUAGAUAAUCGGGGAACAUACAAUGAUGAGGGUCAAUAUACAUUAUAUACUGGUAUGGAAAAACUUCCAGCUGGAUGGUUGUUACCACCAUACAUUAUGCAAGGUAUAGCAAGUGCAUUAGUUGAUACAACUGUUAUGGAAGUAGCUUAUGUUUACGCUCCAGAAUCCAUGAAAGGAGCAGUGAUGGCACUUUAUCUUGUAGCAUCUAGUUUAAGUGGAUUACUUGGACUUAUUUUGUCUCCUGUAAUGAAACCGCAAAAUAUUAUGGUUGUCAUCUUUGCUCUUUGCGUUGCACUUCUUAUCGUUACAAUUCUCUUUUAUUUAUUAAAUGGCCCUGAAACAACCGCAAGAGUUGAUGUGAUAAUAGAAAUUAACAAUCAAGAUUCUGGCAUAGAGAAAAAACCAGAUACAUCUUCUGGACGUGAGAAGGAGUACCUUCUUCACAGAGGUGAUUAUGCUAAAGGUAGUACCUCUUUAGAAUAUGGUGGUGUUCCUCAAAAUAACAACGAGUUGCUGCGACGAGAGGCUGCAGAUAUUGAUAUUAUUGGUACUUCAUAA